Penicillium cinerascens is the source of this 1638-nucleotide messenger RNA. RefSeq names its product putative zinc knuckle transcription factor/splicing factor MSL5/ZFM1 (gene bbp). The coding region runs from base 1 to 1638 and encodes 545 amino acids. Gene Ontology annotation, molecular function: mRNA binding; zinc ion binding. The transcript is spliced from 8 exons. The record is from RefSeq and is a predicted model, not a curated record. Gene Ontology annotation, biological process: regulation of mRNA splicing, via spliceosome. Lineage: Eukaryota; Fungi; Ascomycota; Eurotiomycetes; Eurotiales; Aspergillaceae. Gene Ontology annotation, cellular component: nucleus.
AUGGCUUGGCGCAAUCAAGGCAUUACGGGCUCUAACAACAUCCCUCUGGGGAGUCGCCGCCGCGGGUUUGCGGAGGAGGAGGAUGAUAGUCGGACUGCUACUCCUUCUUCCAUGCCCGAUGGCCCUAAGCGUGGCCGCAGCCCCGUUCGAGCGGACCCCCCGGCCGAUGGUGUCAAACGGCGCAAGAAGCGCAACCGCUGGGGAGACCAGCAGGAGAACAAGGCUGCCGGCCUAAUGGGCUUGCCCACGAUGAUCAUGGCGAACUUCACCAGCGAACAACUCGAGGCUUACACCUUGCACCUGCGUAUCGAGGAGAUCAGCCAGAAGCUUCGGAUCAACGAUGUGGUCCCGGGUGAUGGCGAUAGGUCUCCUUCGCCGCCGCCGCAGUACGACAACUUUGGUAGACGUGUGAACACUCGCGAGUACCGUUACCGCAAGCGACUCGAGGAUGAGCGUCACAAAUUGGUCGAAAAGGCCAUGAAGACCAUCCCUAACUACCACCCGCCCUCUGACUACAGACGUCCCACCAAGACCCAGGAGAAGGUCUACGUCCCAGUCAAUGACUAUCCAGAGAUUAACUUCAUUGGCUUACUCAUAGGACCUCGUGGAAACACUUUGAAGAAGAUGGAGACGGAGUCCGGAGCCAAGAUCGCCAUUCGAGGCAAAGGCUCCGUCAAGGAGGGCAAGGGCCGAUCUGACGCCGCUCACGCUAGCAACCAGGAAGAAGACCUUCACUGCUUGAUCAUGGCCGACACCGAAGAGAAGGUGAACAAAGCCAAGAAGCUGGUGCACAAUGUCAUCGAGACGGCCGCUUCUAUUCCAGAAGGUCAGAACGAACUCAAGCGCAACCAGCUUCGUGAGUUGGCUGCUCUCAACGGUACCCUCCGUGACGAUGAGAACCAAGCUUGCCAGAACUGUGGUCAAAUCGGACACCGCAAGUACGAUUGCCCCGAGCAGCGCAACUUCACUGCCAACAUCAUCUGUCGCGUCUGUGGCAAUGCUGGACACAUGGCUCGCGAUUGUCCCGACCGCCAAAGAGGCAGCGACUGGCGCAACAACCAACAAGGUGGCUUCAGUGGUGGCCGUGGCGCUCCUCGUGCCAUCGGUACUGGCGAUGCUGUUGACCGUGAGAUGGAGCAACUCAUGAACGAGCUGUCUGGUGGUGCUCCCGGUGAAUACCCGCCCCGUCGUAUUGAGGCCGGUCCCGAGCAGGGUGGCUACCCUGACGAUGGUGAUGCGAAGCCCUGGCAGCGCGGCCCGCCGGCCGGUGACGUGGCUCCCUGGCAGCAGAGAGGCCGUGACAACCGCCGCGACGACUACGGAUCCCGCAGCGGCGACUACGGCGCUGCUCCUCCUUGGGCUGCUGCUCAGCAGAGCCAGGGUGGUGAUUACGGCUAUGGAGCCCAAGCUGGAUACGCUGCGCCGGGCACCGCCCCCAGCGCUGUCCCCGGCGCUCCCCCCGGUGCUCCCCCCGGUGCUGCACCUUGGCAGCAACCGGCGCCUCCUGGUGGGCAAGCUGCUUACGGCCCUCCUCCCCCGCCUCCUCCUGGCGACCAACCUCCUCCCCCUCCUCCUGGCAAUCAGCCUCCUCCUCCACCUCCCAGCGAUCAGCCUCCCCCGCCCCCGCCUCCGGCGUGA